This is a messenger RNA of Phoenix dactylifera (date palm), 1411 nucleotides long. RefSeq names its product NAC domain-containing protein 68-like. The record is from RefSeq and is a predicted model, not a curated record. Gene Ontology annotation, molecular function: DNA binding. Lineage: Eukaryota; Viridiplantae; Streptophyta; Magnoliopsida; Arecales; Arecaceae. Gene Ontology annotation, biological process: regulation of DNA-templated transcription.
UUUCGGGUCCUUUCCAGGCCCGUCUCCUCACAACAAACCCCUUCCCUCAUCCUGUCUUCCUCAUACGCCACCGAGUUACCGAGUUUCACAAGCCAAAGAAACUGAGACCUCGAGCGGAUUACCAUCACCACCUUCACUUGUCAUCAGAAGCGGCAGCGGCGGCCAAGAAGAAGAGCAGAAGAUGAUGAUGGGAACGACAGGGAGGAGAAGAGAUGCCGAGGCUGAGCUCAACCUGCCGCCGGGUUUCCGAUUCCACCCCACCGACGAAGAGCUCGUCGUUCAUUACCUCUGCCGCAAGAUCGCCUGCCAGUGCCUCCCCGUUCCUAUCAUCGCCGAGGUCGAUCUCUACAAGUACGACCCUUGGGACCUCCCAGGGAAGGCGUUUUUCGGACAGAAGGAGUGGUAUUUCUUCACCCCGCGCGACCGGAAAUACCCGAACGGGUCCAGGCCGAACAGGGCCGCCGGAAGGGGAUACUGGAAGGCAACAGGGGCCGAUAAGCCGGUCACGCCGCCUGGGAGCGGCAGGCCUCUUGGGAUAAAGAAGGCUCUGGUGUUCUACCAUGGAAAGGCGCCGAAAGGAAUCAAGACUGAUUGGAUCAUGCAUGAGUACCGGCUCGCAGACACCAAUCGAGCUGCCAACAAGAAGAAUAGUCUCAGAUUGGACGACUGGGUACUUUGUCGAUUGUACAACAAGAAGAACGUCUGGGAGAAGAUGCGGCGGCAAAAGGAGGAGGAGGGAUCCUCCGGAGAGAUGACAGACUCGAUGGAGGCUCACGACGACACGGCAUCGGACAGCUUCAGGAAUCCAGAAUCAGACAUCGAGAAUGAGGUGUUCCCAGACUUUGACAGCCUGGGGAAGAUUGGAGCUCAGCCAUAUCAAGCUUCUGAUGGAGUUCAAGCAAUGAGAACCGGCACAACUGGUAGCUUUCGGACAAUAGAGCGACCGAAAGAGGAUAGCGAUUGGUUUACCGACUUGAAUCUAGAAGAUCUGCAGGGCUCUCUAGCAGCAUUUGGAGCGACGCCGGCCAUGGACAUGUCGAACCAAGAUUACUACUUCUCGACGAUCGGCUCGCCGUACCUGAAGCCGAGCCAAACCAACAUGCCACCCUUCUGAAGUUAGGGGGGCCUUCACAGAACCAUUGUAUAUAGACCUGGGCAGCAUGGCACCUCAGGGGAAAGGAGGAUGUGUAGUGCAGCAAGUUUCUCAGGGAUUGUGGUGUAGGAUUCAUUUGUUGGUUUUUCUUUUGCUUUCCCUGGCAUUUUCAAACAGUUGUCAUUUGUUUCUAAAGGGAAUAAAAAAACUGGGGUAUGUAUAUGAAAACAUGACUUUAGUUGUGGAAGUAAAUCUUGAUUUAGUUUAUAGAAAAUGAAAGGUUCGGUUUUCAGGAAAUAUAGAAGCAGAAUUCCUACA